ACAUUUACAAAAUAAAUAACACCCCCUAAUCCCUCCUCCGCUGCCUAAUUUUGUCAAAAAUGAAUUUCAGGAGUUACACAAUAGUUUUGAAUCUGAACCCUUGGAUAUGACACAUAAUCUAAGGCUACUAAUCCAUAUUGUGGCUUAUUAAUUAAUUAAAAGGCUAGGAAUAAGCAUCAGUGUUUAUUUUUUUGGUCAACAUGGUCAACCAUUUUUUCACCUAUAUUAAACAACCUUAACAAGUACUAAUUUCCUCCCUGCAAAUUAGUUCUUUCACUAAUUUGGUUUCACAUACACUCCUUUCAUGGAAGUCAUGGUAAGAGGAGGUAGUGAUGGUGCUAAACAUGAAAAUAUGAAGGAGAGUAACUUUUCCAUGGAUCAAUCAGCCAUAGAUAGGUUCUUAUUGGGUCAACAUAGCUACCACAUCCCUCAUCACCAGCCACUAGUAGAGAACAACAUUGCAAGGAGCAACAACAAUGUUGCAAGUGUUUUCGGUGAGGAGUUCUCCAAUUUCCCUUUCUCUGGUGGUGGUUCAACCCAUGGACUUCUAUGGCCCAACACUCAAGAAUCAUGCUUUGUUGAUGGGCUCUUUGCAAAGGAAGAGGCUUUGAAGUGGUCAAGCAUCAACCAAAACCCCAUGUUGCUUAUGAAUUUGAAAGACAUGCAUGUUACUGGCAAGAAUGGGAAAGAUAUAGGAAGAAAGAGGACUAAGAAAGAGUCUUCUAUGCCUUUGAUCAAAGGACAGUGGACCAAUGAAGAAGACAGGAAAUUGAUAAGUUUGGUGAAGCAAUAUGGUGAUAGCAAAUGGGCUAAAAUAGCUGAGAAGUUAGAAGGCAGGGCUGGCAAGCAGUGUCGUGAGAGAUGGCAUAAUCAUUUACGUCCUGACAUUAAGAAAGAUAGUUGGAGUGAAGAAGAAGAGAAGGUCCUAGUAGCUACCCAUGCCAAGAUUGGAAACCGCUGGGCAGAGAUUGCAAAGCUGAUUCCAGGAAGAACGGAGAACGCGGUCAAGAACCAUUGGAACGCGACCAAGAGGAGACAGUAUUCGAAGAGAAAGAACAAGAAAGCUGCUGAUCAGAGCUCUAAUGGAGGAAAACCACACACCUCCAUACUUGAAGACUAUAUCAGAAGCAAGACUCUGACUUGCACCACCAACCCCACAACAACAACUAAUUCCAUGUCCUCUGUCUCCAACAGAACAACACUACUCUCUCAGCUGGACAUUUCAUCAAACAGUUACAAUGCAAACCUUGUGUUCCCUGACCCCUCUGAUUCUCUUGCCAAUGAGGUGCUCUUCAUGCAACAGAUGUUCAAGGAGAAUCAGAAUCAGCAAUCACUUGUCAAUGUUGAAGCUUCUAAGCAUAACAAGAUGGCUUCAAGUUCAGCCUCUCACUUGGCAUUUUGCCAAACAGAUAUUGUUCAUGAUGUGACAGAGUGUGGGUUUGCCUACUCCUUCCAAUACCCAGAUCAUAACAUGCACUUGGGUGAUAAUAAUCUUCUUCAUAGAGAGACUGUUACCCCCACAAACUACCAUCCUUCAGAUCUUUAUGUCUCUCACUUGCUGAAUCUAUAG
Molecule: messenger RNA, 1570 nt
Organism: Lotus japonicus
Lineage: Eukaryota; Viridiplantae; Streptophyta; Magnoliopsida; Fabales; Fabaceae
Product: transcription factor MYB119-like
Exons: 3
Coding region: 305-1570 (421 amino acids)
Biological process (GO): regulation of DNA-templated transcription
Cellular component (GO): nucleus
Molecular function (GO): DNA-binding transcription factor activity, RNA polymerase II-specific; RNA polymerase II cis-regulatory region sequence-specific DNA binding
Source: RefSeq, a predicted model, not a curated record